Molecule: messenger RNA, 1487 nt
Organism: Cariama cristata (Red-legged seriema)
Lineage: Eukaryota; Metazoa; Chordata; Aves; Cariamiformes; Cariamidae
Gene: PINK1
Product: PTEN induced putative kinase 1
Exons: 7
Biological process (GO): protein phosphorylation; positive regulation of mitochondrial fission; regulation of apoptotic process
Cellular component (GO): mitochondrion
Molecular function (GO): ATP binding; protein serine/threonine kinase activity
Source: RefSeq, a predicted model, not a curated record
ACGGUGUUUGUGGGAAAGAGCAAGCCACAGAAAGAUCCCCUGAGCUCCUUCCGCUGGCAGGGCUUCAAGCUGGAAGAAUAUCUCAUUGGCCAACCCCUCGGGAAGGGCUGCAGCGCCGCCGUGUACGAAGCAGCUAUUCCUUUCUGUUGCGAUCGUCAGGGGCGUGCGGAGAGCAGCCAUUUGACAGGGCAGGGGCCAGCCGUGCAGCGGGAUCGUGGCUCGGCUUCGCAGAGGGCCGAAGAGGAGCCCGUAGAGCAACACCAGCCGAGAGAGGCUUUUCCCUUAGCUAUCAAAAUGAUGUGGAACAUUUCGGCUGGUUCGUCAAGUGAAGCCAUCCUCGACGCUAUGGGCCGAGAGCUUGUUCCAGCCACGGGGGUUGCCUUAGCCGGAGAAUAUGGAGCUGUGUCUGGCCGCAGAAAGCCUGUCCUUGGGAGGAAGAAGUUGCAACCUCAUCCGAAUAUAAUCCAGGUGAUCCGAGCGUUCACAUCCUCUGUCCCUUUGCUGCCCGGAGCCUUCGCAGACUAUCCCGAUGUUCUUCCGUUAAGCCUGAAUCCCAGAGGGAUCGGUCACAGCCGCACGCUCUUCUUGGUGAUGAAGAAUUACCCGUGCACGCUGCGUCAGUAUCUGAGGGAGAGCAGUCCAGAUGUUCGUCUCUCCACGAUGAUGAUUCUACAGCUCUUGGAAGGCGUGGACCAUCUUGUUCGACACGGAAUAGCCCACAGAGACCUGAAGUCUGACAACGUCCUCGUUGAAUUUGAUGCUGCUGGCUGCCCCUGGCUGGUGAUCACGGACUUCGGUUGCUGUUUGGCAGAUGAAAACGUCGGCUUGAGACUGCCUUUCACCAGCUCGUACGUGGAUCGGGGCGGCAACGGCUGCCUUAUGGCCCCCGAGGUGAUCACGGCGUCGCCUGGUCCGGGCACGGUGAUCGACUACAGUAAAGCCGACGCUUGGGCUGUGGGAGCGAUCGCCUAUGAAAUCCUUGGCCUGGCCAAUCCUUUCUACGGCCACGGGGACUCGACUCUGGAAAGCCGAAGUUACCGUGAAGACCAGCUGCCAAGCCUGCCCCAUCGCGUGCCCCUUGAGGUGAAGCAAGUGAUCGAGAUGCUGCUUCAGAGGGAUCCCAAGAAGAGAUUGUCUGCUAGAGCUGCUGCUAACGUGCUUCACCUAAGCCUCUGGGGUGAAAGCGUUCUAGCGUCCAAGACCCUGAAACCCGACCAGAUGAUCGCCUGGCUUCUCUGCCAGUCUGCGGCCGCUUUGCUCAUGGACGGACUGGUGGAUAAAAGCCGGGUAGAAACCAAAAUGAAGAUGUGCUUUUUGGCAAACCUUGAGUAUGAAGACCUCUGGGCCGCGAUAUUGCUGUUGCUGGCCUGGAGAAGCCGGUCUGGGUGAAGACUACCAUCUGGGAGGACGUGACCGUGCGAUAGAUAAAUGGCACUUUCUAAAAGCACGUAGGAAUCUGUCUUUUUCUGUCUGCCUGGAAUCCUGUA